This is a messenger RNA of Amoebophrya sp. A25, 951 nucleotides long. The record is from the annotation of a GenBank genome assembly. NCBI's taxonomy places the organism in Eukaryota, Dinophyceae, Syndiniales, Amoebophryaceae.
CGAGGGGACGGUAUUGAUCAGGAGGACAGUGCUGCACUUGGGGCUCCGGCUGGUACAAAUAGUCGAUCUGGUUUGUCUCCUACGAUGAUGCAACGAGGUGGAACUGCAAAUUGUUCGUACAGCACACUGUGGUGCAGCUCUUGAUUCUUAUCGAUAUUAAAGUUCAACUGGUACUAGAUCUGUUGUACUUUUCUUCCUCUACGUGGUGUUAAUGUUUUCUCUCAGAUGAAGUCCAAGUACAAGUCCGUCAUUCAUUUUCGAUAAUUCAUCAGGAGCAGCUGAAUAUUCGGACGACAACACUCCGACCGUUGGAGGUGUGCGCCGUUCAGCUUCAGGGGAGUUGUCCGAGCUGAUUUUGUCGGCUGAUGUCGCCGAUUUGCAGGAGAUUGUGGCUGACGUAGUGGCAGAAAAACGCGCUCAACGCACCGUGGGAACAUUCCUGAGCCACAUUUUGAAGCAGACAACGUCAGGUACAGCCACGACCUCUCAAAAACCAGGCUCAGGACCUCGUGUGGAAGAUGCAGAUCACCAGCUACCAGUACAACACGAAAGCAUAUUAAACGAAUCGCCACGACAACUGGUGAAGCCUCGACGGUUCCAACAGCACUUCGAAAACAGUUCGUUGCUAUUGUCCGUUAGUACAGCCAAUCCGCGGUCGCCCUUAGCCGCUGCGGACCCUGCGACAUCUGGGGAAACAGCGACUGGGCUCGAUACGUUCGACACUAUGCUUUUGGAUGCAGUUGCUGCGCGCGGGCUUCUCGAGGAAAACGAGCACGACUGCUCGCUGGACAUCGAUACUCGCGCAGGAGCAUUUUCCUCGCAAGGAGUCAUAGGAGGUGCGACGGGUGAUGACAUACUGUUAGACGAAAGGAGUAGCUCAAUAACAUCGAGAAAAACCAGUCUGGUGGAUCGAAACGCAGACCAAGGAGAAGGAGCAGUGGCCGCUUCCGG